This is a messenger RNA of Lactuca saligna, 1143 nucleotides long. The record is from the annotation of a GenBank genome assembly. NCBI's taxonomy places the organism in Eukaryota, Viridiplantae, Streptophyta, Magnoliopsida, Asterales, Asteraceae.
AUGCAAGGGCCGGCAUCUGCUCGGCAUAUUCAUCCACCGCUCAUUUCUUUCCGAUCAAAAUCUAUAGCAAUUAGCAAGAACUUUUUGCUUAUCCGGCCAUCAAAAACCAUGGCAAAUGUUUCAGAAUUUGUCCCCAGGUUGUCAAUGAAAGUAGCAGUUGUCACUGGUGGAGCUCAAGGAAUCGGUGAGGCAACGGCAAGACUAUUCAUAAAACAUGGAGCCAAAGUCGUGAUUGCUGAUAUCCAAGACGACUUAGGUCAAGAAGUUUGUAAAGAUAUUGGUCUUGAAAACGCUUUGUUUGUCCAUUGUAACGUGACUGUUGAAUCUGAUGUUGAAAAUGUCAUCAACAUCACACUUGCCAAAUAUGGUAGGUUGGACAUAAUGGUCAACAAUGCAGCCAUUGUAGAUGAUGGAAAGCUCAGUAUUCUCGAUAACGAUAUGUUAGAUUUUGAAAGGGUUAUGAAAGUCAACGUUACCGGCGUGUUUCUAGGAACAAAGCACGCAGCUCGAGCCAUGAUUUCAGCUCGGAGAGGCAGCAUUAUUAAUUUGGGAAGUGUGUCUGGGAGCGUUGGAGGAAUCGUUUCUCAUGCUUAUUCGACUUCAAAACAUGCGCUUGUGGGUCUAACUAAGAAUACAGCUGCCGAGCUUGGCCAAUAUGGGAUUCGUGUUAAUUGCUUAUCACCUCAUUUUAUCCCUUCACCUAUGGCUACAAAUUAUGUAAAAGAUUACCCUGAUAAAUACUCAAAAGUUUAUUCGAACCUCAAAGGGAUCUUGCUGAGUAUAGAAGAUGUUGCAGAAGCUGCUCUUUUUCUAGCGAGCGAUGAGGCCAAGUACAUGAGCGGGCAUAAUCUAGUACUUGAUGGAGGGUUUACUGUUAUUAAUCCAGCUUUUGGUCUAUUUGCUCGAGCUUCCCCUAUCGAGUAACUUUGAUAUGUAGACUUGUUCUAUUUUGAUUUGGUUAAGAUUAUAAGUCAUGUGUGUGUUAAGUGUAGCGCUUCUAGUAUUAUAGAGCAAUCCUCACUAAUUCCUUAUGGAAAUGCUCUAAAUAAAUGUAGCAUUUUUGUAUAGUAAGUUCUCCAUGGAGAUUUAUAAUGUUCUUUCUGGUCCUAGGGUGUAGCUGUUCAAUGUCUAAGGAUUUCGGAU